GAACCCCACACACGCCCCUGACAGAGAUAAGGCUUUUAGUGCUUAUAAGCGGCCAUGAAGUUCCUCUUGGCACUAUUGCUUGCUGGUCUGCUGGGGACGGCCAAUUCUCAGGUGCCUGAAGGCUGCAUUGAUCCCCCCGGGAAUGGUGAGAUAGCUGACCUGGUGGUGAUGGCCAUAGAGGCUGCCCGGCCAUUGCUUGAGACUGGCAUCCCAUCGCUCGGCUUCCCCCCCAUUGACCCACUUGGGCCCGUCCCUGAUGUCAACUUUCACAUUGACGUCACAGGUCUCAGGAUGGAUGGAACUGUGUCUGAGACACAAAUAAGAAAUCUUGCCCAGUUCUUCAUCUGCUCCCUCAACAUUUCUGUCGGCCUAUCACAGAAGUUUUCUGUUGAGUUCCGUCUUGAUAAUUUCCACAUGGAUGGGACGUAUAAUGUUGAUGGACUCAUUGCUGGACUCUUCCCUGUCUUUGGAGAUGGAAAUUUCAGUUUGGACACAUAUGAAACAGGUUUCUUUGGAGCUGCCAUGUCUUACAAUCCCUUCACAGAUCACAUUUCCAUAAAGGACCUCAACUUUAAUGUAUUCUUCAAGGUCCUUAAGUUGGAUAUGGAAUGCAUAAAUGGCUGUGGUGACAUGUCUGACCUUAUCAAUGGAGUCAUUUCUGAGAUUGGACCAGCCAUCUUUGAAGCUGUGUGGAAUGCUGUUGAGCCACCUCUUGCUGACCUGCUGGAGGAUGGCAUCAAUCUCAUUCUCAAGAACAUUUCCAUCUCUGAUGUCAUUACUCCUGAUCAGCUGGACAAACUACACCCCAUGGAACUGGGCAAUGCCAAUGACUUUGUUGAUUCCAUCAUGGGCUCUGUGAACAAUGCCAUUGUCACUGCUGACCUGGAUCCUGCACUGCUGCCAGAGACAACCCUCAGCCUGGGAGCGGGAGAGGCUGUUCUGUAUGAUGGCCAGGUGGAGGGUCUGUCAAAGAUGUAUCGUGGUGGGACCUGCACGUUGGACAAAGUGGCUAGCUGGGUGUUCCUCUAUGCUAACCUUGCCGAUAAGAACCUACAGGUUCACUACAAGGCUAAUGUCACUUCAGGGUCCACCACUGCAGCAGCCACAAUAAGUGCCGCUGUGAACCUCGUGGAGGCUUACUUGGUGGCACGGAAAGACAUGUUUGGCCUCACCACGGACAUUGAUCAAUUUGUUGUUACUGAAUUUGGAUGGAUUGAUGUCGACAUUGAAGGUCUGGGACUCCUUGGAUUCAUGCUGGAGCCGCUAACUGAAGGUGUGAUGAAUCUGGUGAGGAACGAAAUCACUGAUAUAUUGGAGACAGAAGUAAAAGACCUCCUGCAGGAUAUCCUUGGGGAGACACCCUGGCCAGCACUCUGACUGUCAUGAUAUCUACCAUGUAGUUUGGUAAUACAUUAUUAUCAUUUUGGUAGCUAAUGAAUAUUUUCUGUUCUACAUGUCUGAAGGUAGUUGUGUCCCAUUCUGUAUCUCACUGUGUUUAUUCCUUGGUGUUGUAGGCAAGCAUCAGAGAGAUUGUAUCUAUUACUUCUUUUGGAAUCUAAGGUUAUUACACUAUUUUCUUUCUUGCAUGAAAUUAGACUGUUCCAUUCAACACAUACUAGUUCAACCUUUACCCUCUUACUUGCAUGGAACUUAUUUCAUUGUUGGAUAAUGGUUACCCUGUACAUUGAUAUAUUUUGUCAUGAAUGGAAGUGAAGCUAUGAGUACCAUGUGAUUUUGAGUCUUAGAUUUCUCCUCUUCUUAGAGCUCACUAGGAAUAUAGAAUUUUAUUAGCAUAUUUUCAAAACUUUUAUUUUUGCUUUUACAUACAAUUUUCACAACCCUUUAGUCACAGUGUGUGUAGUAGAUAAGUACUUCUUUACAUUAUGAAUAAUACCUGUAAAUAAACAAAAUUUCUACACUUAACAAAAUGGUAGGCUAUGCAUUUAGCAGUUCCCCAUGUCUCAAGGACAUGGUUACUAUAGCCACACUUCUCAAAAAAUAGAACACACCAUAUACUAUGACUCUUAUGAAUUAUAGUUUUCCUUCCCAAUUACUCUGAUGCAUUUUUUUUCUAUAUCAUAUGCUUUACUAAUGCUGUAACAUGGAUAAAAACAAAAUUAGAUGCAUAUAUACACUCUAAAGACUAAACACAUGCUUAAGAUAUACAUUUAUGUACGUACCUGCUAAAUAUUGUAUGGGUUAACAUGCAUGUGUGAUCAGAGUUGCAUUAUGGCUAUAGCAUUGCUUCUUUUGUGUGACAUCAGCAUUAUUUGUACCCCGCUUUCUUGGAAUUAACUAGAAGUCUCAGUUUUAUUAAUACUCUGCAUAAUUAUGUUUGUUUUGACAAAUAAAUCUUGGAUUUGU
This is a messenger RNA of Portunus trituberculatus (swimming crab), 2364 nucleotides long. RefSeq lists its product as uncharacterized. NCBI's taxonomy places the organism in Eukaryota, Metazoa, Arthropoda, Malacostraca, Decapoda, Portunidae. The record is from RefSeq and is a predicted model, not a curated record.